Molecule: messenger RNA, 540 nt
Organism: Vitis vinifera (wine grape)
Lineage: Eukaryota; Viridiplantae; Streptophyta; Magnoliopsida; Vitales; Vitaceae
Exons: 1
Coding region: 1-540 (179 amino acids)
Source: RefSeq, a predicted model, not a curated record
AUGACCAAAGACUUUUUGGAAUAUGUGAAGGCCAAUUAUACCAAGAUUGAUAAGGCAGAAAUGGAAACUUAUUUGAAGCUUCUCACAACCACUAUGUAUGAUGGAGUAAGUGGGGUUAGAGAUCACAUCAUCAAGCUAAAACACUACUUCAACAGGGCAAAUGAGAUGAAAGUGGAGUUGAGUGAGAGAUUCUUGAAAUGGUUGAUACUUGAGUCUCUUCCUAUUUCCUUUGAUGCAAUGAAGUUGACUUAUAAUGCCUUGAAGGAAGAAUGGACUCUGGAGGAGUUGAUGUCCAUUGUGGUGCAACAUGAAGUCUCAAUGAAGAAAAAUGAGACUCACUCACUUGCUCUUGUUACUGACCAAGUGAGUAAUAUGAAGAAAAAACCUCCACACAAGAAUUUUGGAGGCUCUAAGCAAUUCAAGAGGAAAAGGAAUUCGAGUCAAGGAACCUCCAAUGCAUUUGCUUCUUCUAAUGCUACAAAGAGAGAGAUUCAAGGGGAAGUACAACUUUUGCCACAAGAUUGGGCACAAGCAGGCUAA